AUGGAUUUGUCCAACUGCACAGCUGUGGAUUUCCAUCCGGAUCUGGUCAACAAAAGUGCCACCAGUAAGGUCCUGCUCUCCCUGACACUAUCCCUGCUAGCAGUGAUGACCACAUGCAUCAACUCCCUGGUCAUAACUGCGAUCAUUGUCACCAGGAAGCUGCACCACCCGGCCAACUAUCUCAUCUGCUCCUUGGCUGUCACCGACCUGCUGGUGGCCAUCCUGGUAAUGCCCUUCAGCAUCGUCUACAUUAUCAAGGAGACCUGGAUCAUGGGCCAGGUGGUGUGCAACAUCUGGCUUGGUGUGGAUAUCACUUGCUGCACCUGCUCCAUCCUUCACCUGGCGGCCAUCGCCCUGGACCGUUACCGUGCCAUCACGGACGCGGUGGAGUACUCCCGCAAGCGGACGUCUCGGCGUGCUGCCGUCAUGAUCACCGUUGUGUGGGUCCUCUCCAUCUUCAUUUCGCUGCCGCCGCUGGUGUGGAGGCACCAGGGUGGCUGCGGUGAGGAAUGCCUGAUCAAGCACGACCACAUCGCCUUCACCAUCUACUCCACCUUCGGGGCCUUCUACAUUCCGCUCGGCCUCAUCCUCAUCCUCUACUACAAGAUCUACCGUGCCGCCAAGACCCUCUAUCACAAGAGGGGCACCAGCCGCCUCACCCGGCAGGAAAUGAAUGGCAACAUGCUGCCAAAGUGCUCCGACAGGGACCUCCAGAGCCCCGACGCGCUCAGCCCACCUGAGAAGUCGUACUCGGACCCCUCCACAGAGGGUGACCGCGUGCGUAUUGCUGUCAGGAGUCCUCAGUGCGAAUCGCGCCGGGAAAGGUCCUUCCGGAGGCAGCGGAUCUCCGGCACCAGGGAGAAGAGGGCGGCCACCACCCUGGGCUUGAUCCUGGGGGCCUUUGUCAUCUGCUGGCUGCCCUUCUUCCUGAAGGAGGUAAUUGUCAACACCUGCUCCUCCUGCAGCCUGUCUGCCGAAAUGACAGACUUCCUCACCUGGCUGGGGUACCUGAACUCACUCAUCAACCCACUCAUCUACACCAUUUUCAAUGAGGACUUCAAAAAGGCCUUUCAGAAGCUGGUCAAGUGUAGAUAUUACCUCUGA
Megalops cyprinoides (Indo-Pacific tarpon) is the source of this 1104-nucleotide messenger RNA. Its product is annotated as 5-hydroxytryptamine receptor 1F-like. Lineage: Eukaryota; Metazoa; Chordata; Actinopteri; Elopiformes; Megalopidae. Gene Ontology annotation, cellular component: plasma membrane. The record is from RefSeq and is a predicted model, not a curated record. Gene Ontology annotation, molecular function: G protein-coupled serotonin receptor activity. The coding region runs from base 1 to 1104 and encodes 367 amino acids. Gene Ontology annotation, biological process: adenylate cyclase-activating adrenergic receptor signaling pathway. The transcript has a single exon.